GACAAAUUUGGCAACUGAAUCCCUUAUCACAAUUCACAUCCAACCACAGAAAAAUUAAUUUCUUUUUCCCAUAAAUUUACAAUUUAUUCUGAAGACGAUAAUACAACUACUAUACCUACAUUCAUUGACUAAUCAAUAGAUGACAUUGAUGAUUUUCUGGCGUCAUUUGAAUUCACACUUGAAUCCUUCAAGUUAAAGACAUAUACUCCACCAACAAUGUUACAAUUUGACAAGAGGAAGUUAUAUCUCUGAGCUCAUUGCAGCAAAAUCUUGAUUCUUGGGCUCUUUGAGAUUUGAGAUUACGAUGAGUUCCUCUGUUCGACUUGUUUCAGAAUGUUUUAUCAAACCACUACACCCUAUUGAAGAUUCAAAACAAAGUUGUUAUUUAACAAGCUGGGAUAUUGCUAUGUCAUCUAUGCACUACAUCCAAAAAGGCCUAUUAUUCAAAAAACCAACAAUUUCACCAAAUAACCAACAAGAUUUCAUCGAGAAACUAUUGGAGAAGCUCAAACACUCCUUCUCUCAUGCUCUUUUCCAUUUCUAUCCUCUUUCUGGCCGCCUUGUCACCCACAAAACUCAAGACCCUCCCUCUUAUACCAUUUUUGUUGAUUGCAGUAACGAUAACACCAGAGCUAGAUUCAUCUAUGCAACUCUGGAUGCAACAAUAUAUGAUAUCCAUAAAGCAAUUAAUCAGGAUGCUCCACCAGUUGAUGAUCCGCCAAUUGUGGACUCAUUGUUUGAUCUCGAUAGAGCAAUCAAUCAUGAUGGUCACACCAUGCCGUUGCUAUCCAUUCAAGUCACGGAAUUAGGGGAUGGUGUUUUCAUAGGUUGUUCCAUGAACCAUUGUAUUGGUGAUGGGACUUCUUUUUGGAAUUUCUUCAAUAUAUGGUCUGAAAUAUAUCAAGCUCAAGCAAAAGAUCAUGAUGUUCUCAUCUCGCAUCAACCUUUUCAUAAUCGGUGGUUCCUAGAAGGUUACGGUCCACUAAUUAAUCUUCCGUUCAAACAUUUUAACGAGUUUACAAGCAGAUUUGAAGCAGUACCUAAAUUGAAAGAGAAAUUCUUUCACUUUAGUGCAGAGUCUAUUGCAAAACUGAAAGCAAAGGCCAAUAAAGAAUCCAAUACAAAUGAAAUAUCUUCCUUCCAAUCUUUAUCGGCAUUUGUUUGGAGAAGUGUGACUUGUGCACGAAGACUAAAACAUGAUCAAAAAACCAGUUGCAAGUUAGCCAUAAACAAUAGAUCAAGAAUCAAACCACCUCUCCCGCAAGAGUACUUUGGAAACUCAGUUGAUGUGGUGAGUACAGAAACGACUGUAGGCGAAUUGCUUGAGAAUGAUUUAGGAUGGGCAGCGUGGAAGGUGCAUACACUUGUUGUGAAUCAUGACGAUAGAGAGGUGAGAGAGAUGCUCAAAAAGUGGUUAGAGUCUCCGGUUGUCUACCAACUUGGUCGCCAUUUUGAUCCCUUCAGUGUGGUGAUGUCAAGUUCACCAAGGUUCAAUAUGUAUGGAAAUGAAUUUGGAAUGGGAAAAGCGGUUGCAGUUCUAAGUGGAUAUGCAAACAAAUUUGAUGGCAACGUGACAGCCUAUGAGGGAUUUGAAGGAGGAGGAAGCAUGGAUUUGGCAGUGUCCCUUUUGCCUAAUGCAAUGAGUGCGCUAGAAUCAGACGAAGAUUUUAUGAAUGCAGUUUCUGUGGUCAAUUUUUCUAAUCUUCUGUAAAUUUUAGCAAAGCUUCCUAGAAAUAAAUUAACAUAUAUUUGAAAAGAAUUGAAAUAUAUGAAUGAAUACAAUGUUUGAUA
Molecule: messenger RNA, 1791 nt
Organism: Medicago truncatula (barrel medic)
Lineage: Eukaryota; Viridiplantae; Streptophyta; Magnoliopsida; Fabales; Fabaceae
Exons: 1
Coding region: 305-1711 (468 amino acids)
Source: RefSeq, a predicted model, not a curated record